Molecule: messenger RNA, 420 nt
Organism: Ascoidea rubescens DSM 1968
Lineage: Eukaryota; Fungi; Ascomycota; Saccharomycetes; Ascoideales; Ascoideaceae
Gene: PRP19
Product: E3 ubiquitin-protein ligase PRP19
Exons: 1
Biological process (GO): DNA repair; mRNA splicing, via spliceosome; protein ubiquitination
Cellular component (GO): U2-type catalytic step 1 spliceosome; Prp19 complex; cytoplasm
Molecular function (GO): ubiquitin protein ligase activity
Source: RefSeq, a predicted model, not a curated record
AUGCACUGUUCGAUAUCUGGAGAGAUAGCCAGGCAUCCAGUUUUGUCUUUGAAGUCUCGCUUGGUCUACGAAAAGAGCUUGGCCCACACAUACAUCGAACAGAAUGGAACUGAUCCCAUUACCAACGAGCUAGCCAGUGUCGAAGACCUAGUAGAGAUCAGAUCUCCUGUGGAAAUUGACUCCAAUGUAGUUGUUCCCCGUCCCCCAAGUUUUAAUUCGAUUCCCAAUAUUUUAUCCACCUUACAAAAUGAGUUUGAUUCUGUCAUCUUGGAAAAUUUCAAGUUAAAAAAAACGUUGGAUUUUUAUAAACAAAAUCUUUCCAGCUCUUUAUAUCACUACGACGCCUCAUUGAGGGUUAUAAACAGAUAUAGAAAGCAAAAUGAAUAUCUCAGAAAUUCUCUUGUCUCCAUAUUAAAUAAU